GAAAGAGAGCGAAUGGGGGAGGGACAGAGAGAGGGAGACACAGAAUCCAAAGCAGGCUCCACGCUCUGAGCUGUCAGCACAGAGCCUGACCCAGGGCUCGAACUCACGGACAGUGAGAUCAUGACCUGAGCCGAAGUUGGACACUCAACCAACUGAGCCACCCAGACUUUGGCUGUUGGUUUAGUGCCAUGCAUCCUUUACAGUGUGUCCUGCAAGCACAGAGAAGGGGCCCCUGGGCUUCUGUGUCCUGGCUGCUGCUCAGGACCUGCAGGGCACAGAGUAGUGUCCACGGCACCACAUGUCCCGGUCCAGAGAGGCAGCAGGAAAAUGGAGUUCGGAAGGAUUUCAGCUCUAGGCUGGCUGCUGGCCCGACUUUUCAGCAUUUUUUAAGAAGUGCUUUAGAUCCUCAAGAGAAGCCUGAUGUGGAGGACCCACCCCCCUAUCUCACAGUGGAUGAACUUUCUGGGAGGCAGAGAAAAGUCUACCUGGAGACCUAUGGCUGUCAGAUGAAUGUGAAUGACACAGAGAUAGCCUGGUCUGUCUUACAGAAGAGUGGCUACCUGCGCACCAGGAACCUCCAAGAGGCUGAUGUGAUCCUCCUUGUCACAUGUUCUAUCAGGGAGAAGGCUGAACAGACCAUCUGGAAUCGUUUACAUCAGCUUAAAGCCCUGAAGACAAAACGGCUCCGGUCCCAAGUGCCUCUGAGAAUUGGGAUUCUAGGCUGCAUGGCUGAGAGAUUGAAGGAGGAGAUCCUCAACAGGGAGAAAAUGGUGGAUAUUUUGGCUGGUCCAGAUGCCUAUCGGGACCUUCCUCGGCUGCUGGCUGUUGCUGAGUCAGGUCAACAAGCUGCCAAUGUGCUGCUCUCUCUGGAUGAAACCUAUGCUGAUGUCAUGCCAGUCCAGACAAGCCCCAGUGCUACAUCUGCCUUCGUGUCUAUCAUGCGAGGCUGUGACAAUAUGUGCAGCUACUGCAUCGUCCCUUUCACUCGUGGCCGGGAGAGGAGUCGGCCUGUUGCUUCCAUUCUAGAGGAAGUGAGGAAGCUUUCUGAGCAGGGGCUGAAAGAAGUGACACUCCUUGGUCAGAAUGUUAAUAGUUUUCGGGACAGUUCAGAGGUCCAGUUCAACAAUGCAGUGUCUACCAACCUCAGCCGUGGCUUCUCCACCAACUAUAAACCCAAGCAAGGAGGCCUUCGUUUUGCUCACCUUCUGGAUCACGUCUCCAGAGUAAAUCCUGAAAUGAGGAUCCGUUUCACUUCUCCCCACCCCAAAGACUUUCCUGAUGAGGUUCUGCAGCUGAUUCAUGAGAGAGACAACAUCUGUAAACAGAUCCACCUACCAGCCCAGAGUGGAAGCAGCCGUGUAUUGGAGGCCAUGCGGAGGGGAUAUUCAAGAGAAGCUUAUGUGGAGUUAGUUCAUCAUAUCAGAGAAUCUAUUCCAGGUGUGAGCCUCAGCAGCGAUUUCAUUGCUGGCUUUUGUGGUGAGACAGAGGAAGAUCACCUCCAGACGGUGUCUUUGCUUCGGGAAGUUCAGUAUAACAUGGGCUUCCUCUUUGCCUACAGUAUGAGACAGAAAACCAGGGCAUAUCACAGGCUGAAAGAUGAUGUUCCAGAAGAGGUGAAAUUAAGGCGUUUGGAGGAACUUAUUACUGUCUUUCGAGAAGAAGCAACAAAAGCCAACAUGGCCUCUGUGGGUUGUACCCAGCUAGUGCUGGUGGAGGGGCACAGUAAACGCUCUGCCACUGACCUGUCUGGCCGGAAUGAUGGAAACCUUAAAGUGAUCUUCCCUAAUGUAGAGAUUGAGGAUGUUUCUAACUCUGGGGUCAGGGUUAGAGCUCAGCCUGGGGACUAUGUGCUGGUGAAGAUUACGUCCACCAGCUCUCAGACACUUAAAGGACAUGUUCUCUGCAGGACCACCCUGAAGGACUCCUCAGCAUAUUGCUGACCUGAGUGGAUGGCCUUAGAGUUGACAUGGGCUGUCCUUCUGACAAGAAGGGAGAUAGGACUGGUCACUAAAGAAAGAGGUAAUGACGCUCUGGAGACAAGCUGCAAGUGGUGAAGCAACUUCAUGUCAAAUGGAAAAUGUGUCUCUUUGCUGUUAUGUGAACAGCUCUUAUAGUCAUUAAAUUUACCACAAGUAAAGUGGUUCCUUUGUCUCUCUUCUUUUACUUCACUUUUGUCUUGGUUAGUGUUUCUGGGAUUUUCCCUACAGUCUGUUCUGUUUUAAGUGUUUCCCAACCUAGUUCUUGCUGUGGAUACUGCUAACCUCUCUGAUUUUGUACCCUGGGCCCUAGGAGUUAGAGACUGAAGGAGGGGAAGAUGGAGGGAACUCUUCAGGAAAAACUGCUCUAGAUCUUUCUAAUAUUUCGGUUUAAUGAAUUGACUCAGCUGCCUAUGUCCUUACUUUAUUCUCAUAUUUUACCUGAGGAUUUCCCUCAUGGACCUUUUUUUUCUGCCUGUCAGUUCAUUCUUUGCCCUUAGGUCUGGCAUCACUUGGGUUGUUUUUGUUUUCUGAUUUUUUAUAGUAUGGUUUUAUUUUAUUAUUUUAUUAUUUAUUUCUUUUUGUUUUUAUGUUAUUUUAUGUUUUUGUUUUAAUUCCGUUUAGUUAACUGUUAUAUAUUAACUAAUGUUAGUUUCAGGUGUACAAUGUAAUGAAUCAACACUUACAUACAUUUUUCUGUGUUCAUCACAAGUGUACUCCUUAAUCUCCAUCACCUAUUUAAUCCAUCCCCCUACUGCUUCCCCUCUGGUAGCCAUCAGUUCUCUAUAAUUAAGAGUCUUUUUUUUUUUUUUUUUUGAUAUGUCUCUUUUAUUUUAUUCCCUUUACUUGUUUUGUUCCUUAAAUUCUGCCCAUGAAUGAAAUCAUACAGUAUUUGUCUUUCUUUGACUGACUUAUUUCACUGAGCGUAAUACUUUCUAGCUCCAUCCAUCUCGUUGCAAAUGGCAAGAUUUUAUUCUUUUUUAUGGCUGAACAAUAUCCCAUUGUAUGUGUAUGCAUGUAUAUAUAUACACAUACACAUACCACAUCUUCUUUAUCCAUUUAUCAAUCAAUGGAUGCUUGGGCUGCUUCUGUAUCUUGGCUAUUGUAAAUAAUGCUGCUAUAAACAUAGGGGUGUAUAUAUCCCUUUGAAUUACUGUUCUUGUAUUCUUUGGGUAAAUACCUAGUAGUAUAAUUGCUGGAUCAUAAGGUAGUUAUGCUUUUUUAAAGUUUUUAUUUAUUUAUUUUGAGAGAGAAAGCACGAGCAGGGAAGGGGCAGAAAGAGAGGAGAGAGCAAGAAUCCCAAGCAGCCUCCACACUGCCAGCAUGGAGCCUGAUGCAGGGCUCAGACUCCUGAACCAUGAGAUCAUGACCUGAUCUGAAGUUGGACGCUUAACCAACUGAGCCACCAUGCUCAGGUAGUUACAUUUUUAACCCUUUUUUUUAAAGUUUAUUUAUUUUGAGAGAGAGCACAAGUGGAAGAGAGGCAGAGAGAGGGAGAGAGAGAAUCCUAAACAGGCUGUGUGCUGUGAACAUGGAGCCCGAUGUGGGGCUCGAUCUCACAAACUGUGAGAUCACGACCUGAGCCAAAAUCAAGAGUCAGAUGAUUAACCAACUAAACCACCCAGGCGCCCCUGUUUUUAACUUUCUGAGGAACCUCUAUACUGUUGUCCACAGUGGCUGCACCAGUUUGUAUUCCCACCAACAGUACAUGAGUGUUCCUUUUUUUCCACAUCUUCACCAACACCUGUUUCUUGAGUUUAGCCAUUCUGACAGUCGUGAGGUGACAUUUCAUUAUAGUUUUGAUUUGCAUUUCUCUGAUGAUAAGUGCUGAUGAACAUCUUGUGUCCAUUUGUCAUCUGUAUGUCUUCUUUGGAAAAAUGUCUAUUCAUGUCUUCUACCCAUUUUUUAAUUGGAUUAUUUGUUUUUUUGGGUGUUGAGUUUUAUAAAUUCUUUAUGUAUUUUGGAUACUAAUCCUUUACGUGUAUGUCAUUUGCAAAUACCUUCUUUGAUUCUCUAGAUUGCCUUUCAGUUUUGUUGAUUGUUUUCUUUGCUAUGCAGAGGCUUUUUAUUUUGAUGUAGCCCCAAUAGUUUAUUUUUGAUUUUGUUUCCCUUGCUUCAGGAGAUAUAUCUAGAAAGAAGUUGCUACAGAUGAUGUCAAAGAAGACUGCCUGUGUUCUCUUUUAGGAUUUUUAUGGUUUCAAACCUCACAUUUAGGUCUUUUCAUCCAUUAAAAAAAGCACAGCACAGAGCCUGACAUGGGGCUCAAAUACACGAACCAUGAGAUCAUGACUUGAGCCAAAGUCAGAUGCUUAACCAACUGAGCCACCAAGGCGCCCCAUCAUCCAUUUUAAAUUUAUAUUUGUGUGUGAUGUAAGAAAGUGGUCCAGUUUCAUUCUUUUGCAUGCUGCUGUCCAGCUUUCCCAGCACCAUUUGUUGAAGACACUGUCUUUUUUCCCAUUGGACGUUCUUCCUGCUUUGUCAAAGAUUAAUUGACCAUAUAGUUGUGUAGUUGUGGGUUCAUUUCUGGAUUUCCUAUUCAGUUCUAUUGAUCUAUAUGUCUAUUUUUGUGCCAGUACUGUACUGUUUUGAUUACUACGGCUUUGUAAUAUAACUUGAAGCCCAGAAUUGUGAUGCCUCCAGCUUUGUUUUCUUUUUCAAGGUUGCUUUGGCUAUUUGGGUUGGUUGGUGGUUCCCUACAAAUUUUAGGAGUGUUUGUUUUAGCUCCAUAAAAAAAAAAAAAAUGAUGUUGGUGUUUUUUUGCCUUUCGAAUUUUUUUUUCUUUUAGAGUUUACUUUCUAUAAUUUUUUUAAUAAUUUACAUCCAAGUUAGUUAGCACAUGGUGCAACGAUGAUUUCAGGAAUAGAUUCCUUAAGCCUCUUACCCAUUUAGCCCAUCCCUGCUCCCACAACCCCUCCAGCAACCCUCUGUUUGUACUCUAUAUUUAAGAAUCUCUUAUGUUUUGUCACCCUCCCUGUUUUUAUAUUAUUUUUGCUUCCCUUCUGUUCAUCUGUUUUGUAUCUUAAAGUCCUCACAUAAGUGAAGUCAUAUUUGUCUUUCUCUGACUAAUGUUGCUUAGCGUAAUACCCUCCAGUUUUAUCCACGUAGUUGUGAAUGGCAAGAUUUCAUUCUUUUUGAUUGACGAGUAAUACUCCAUUGUAUGUAUAUACCACAUCUUCUUUAUCCGUUCAUCCAUCGAUGGACAUUUGGGCUCUUUCCAUGCUUUGGCUGGUGUUGAUAGUGCUGCUAUAAACAUUGGGGUGCAUGUUUCCCUUGGAAACAGCAUACCUGUAUCCCUUGGAUAAAUACCUAACAGUCCAAUUGCUGGGUUGUAGGGUAGUUCUAUUUUUAAUUUUUUGAGGAACCUCCAUACUAUUUUCCAGAAUGGCUGCCCCAGUUUGCAUUCCCACCAACAAUGCAAAAGAGAUCCUCUUUCUCUGCAUCCUCGCCAACAUCUGUUGUUGCCUGAGUUGUUAAUGUUAGCCAUUCUGACAUGUGUGAGGUGGUAUUUCAUUGUGGUUUUGAUUUGUAUUUCCCUGAUGAUGAGUGAUAUUGAGCAUGUUUUCAUGCAUCAGUUGGCCAUCUGGAUGUCUUCUUUGGAGAGGUGCCUAUUCAUGUCUUUUGCCCAUUUCUUCACUGGAUUAUUUGUGUUUUGGGUAUUGAGUUUGAUAAGUUCUUUAUAGAUUUUGGAUACUAACCCUUUAUCUGAUAUAUCGUUUACAAAUAUCUUCUCCCGUUCUGUCAGUUGCCUUUUAGUUUUGCUGAUUGUUUCCUAUGCUGUGAAGAAGCUUUUUAUUUUGAUGAGGUCCCAAUAGUUCUUUUUUGCUUUGGUUUUCCUUGCCUCUGGAGAUGUGUUGAGUAAGAAGUUGCUGCAGCAGAAGUCAAAGAGGUUUUUGCCUGCUUUCUCCUCGAGGAUUUUGAUGACUUCUGUCUUAGGUUUAGGUCUUUCAUCCAUUUUGAAUUUAUUUUUGUGUAUGGUGUAAGAGAGUGGUCCAGGGUCCUUUUUCUGCAUGUCGCUGUCCAGUUUUCCCAGCACCAUUUGCUGAAGAGACUGUCUUUAUUACAUUGGAUAUUCUUUCCUGCUUUGUCAAAGAUUAGUUGGCCAUAUGUUUCUGGGUCCAUUUCUGGAUUCUCUGUUCUGUUCCAUUGAUCUGAGUGUCUGUUUUUGUGCCACUGUUGGUGUUUUGAUAGGGAUUGCUUAUGUAUAGAGUGCUUAGGGUAGUAGAGACAUUUAACAAUCUUUGUUCUUCCAAGCCAUGAACAUGGAAUGUCUUUCCAUUUCUUUGUGUCAUUCAGUUUCUUUCAUCAGUGUUUUACAGUUUUCAGAGUAUAGGUCUUUCACCUCUUUGGUUAGGUUUAUUUCUAGGUAUCUUAUAUUGUUUUGGUGCAUUUGUAAAUGGGAUUGAUUCCUUAAUUUCUCUUUCUCCUGCUUUGUUAUUGGUGUAUAGAAAUGCAACAGAUUUCUGUAUGUUGAUUUUGUAUCUUGCAACUUUACUCAAUGCGUUCAUCAGUUCUAGCAGUUUUUUGGUGGAAUCUUUGGGGUUUUCUAUAUAGAGUAUCAUGUCAUCUGCAAGUAGUGAGAGUUUUAUUUCUUACUGAUGUAGAUACCUUUAUUUCUUCUUGUUGUCUGUUUGCUGUGGCUAGGACUUCCAGAAGUAUGUUGAAUAAAAGUGGCAAGAAUAGAUAUCCUUGUCUAAUUCCUGACCUCAGGGGAAAAGCUCUCAGUUUUUCCCCAUUAAGGAUGAUAUUAGCUGUGGGUUUUUCAUAUAUGGCCUUUAUUAUGUUGAGGUAUGUUCCCUCUAAACCUACUUUGUUAAUGCUUUAAUGCUUUGUGUAAUGUACUUUGUCAAAUGCUUUUUCUACAUCUAUUGAAAGGAUUACAUGGUUCUUAACCUUUCUCUGAUUGAUCUGAUGUGUCAUAUUGAUUGAUUUGCAAAUAGUCAAUCAUCCUGGCAGCCCAGGAAUAAAUUCCACUUGAUUGUGAUGGAUGAUUUGCUUCAGGUAUUGUUGAAUUCAGUUUGCUAGUAUUUUGUUGAGAAUUUUUGCAUCUGUGUUCAUCAGGAAUAUUGGCCUGUAGUUCUUUUUUUUUUUUUUUUAAUUUUUUUAAUGUUUAUUCUUUGAGAGAGAAAGAGAACACGAGCAGGGGAGUUGCAGAGAGAGGGAGACACAGAAUCUGAAGCAGGCUCCAGGCUCUGAGCUGUCAGCACAGAGCCCAACAUAGGGUUCGAACUCAGGAACCGUGAGAUCACGACCUGAGCCGAAGUUGGAUGCUUGACCAACUGAGCCGCCCAGGCACCUCUGUAGUUCUCUUUUUUAAUGGUGUUUUUAUCUGGUUUUGGUUUCAAAGUAAUAAUGCUGGCCUCAUAGAAUGAAUUUGGAUGUUUUCCUUCCUUUUCUGUUUUGGAAUGGUUUGAGAAGAAUAGGUAUUAACUCUUCUUCAAAUGUUUGGUAGAAUUCGCCUAUGAAGCCAUCUAGUCCAGGGCUUUGGUUUGUUGGGUUUUUUGAUUACUGGGUCAGUUAUUACUUGGAGUUUUUGAAAUGUCAUUACCUAUUAGUAGGCACUGAGCAUUCAUUCUUGGACCAUUCACUACCAACAUUAUGUCAUUCUGUGGGUAUCAUGAAAAAAAACCUAAAAGAUGUUAACAUAGAAUAUUGGAGUCAGUCAAAGUAACUUGAGUAGUUAUUUUUUUUUUUUUAAGUUUAUUUUUUUAUUUUGAGAGAGACAGAGCAGGGAAGGGGCAGAGAGAGAAAAAGGGAAAGAGAGAAUCCCAAGCAGGUUCCAUGUGCAAUCAGCGUGCAGAGCCCGACACAGGGCUCAAAUCCUGAAAUCGUGAGAUCAUGACCUAGCUGAAUCAAGAGUCAGUUGCUCAACUGACUGAGCCACCCAGGUGCCCCUUAUUCUUCUGUGCCUUGGUUUUCUCAUAUGAUGUAAGGCUAAAAAAUGCUUAUCUCAAAUGAAGUUCAGUGAGAUUAUAACUUGUGAAGAGUUUAGCACUGCCUAUGAAAUAGUGAGUACUUAUUACAUGGGAAUGAUCAUUGGAAGAUUUUGCUUCUAAAAAAGACUGUAUAUUAGGGUAUGUUGAGGCUUUUAUUGCAUGUCUGGCCAUGAUCUCAUUUAGACCCUUUCCACUCACCUGCGUGACAGCCUUUGGGAACUCUUCCUCAGAUGCUGGUUCCGCCCAGGAAGAUUUGUUUCUGCUCGUAAGGUCCAUUUAUGGAGGAAAACAUUUGUUAUGGCUCUUCACCUCAGUUCUUUAUUCAAAAGGCACUUUUUAAAAAGUUUUGAAAUUUGAAAUUUGACAUAUGAAGAAGUAAAAUAUACAUACGAUAAGUAAUUCAAACAAUACAAUAGGUAUCUAUAAUUGGUCAGCUUCCCUCCUGUCACUUUCUCCUAAUCUAGAUCCUUUUAUGAAGGCCAGCACUGUCAGAAGGUAGAGGAGGGACACUAAAGAAUCUUCCAAACUGAGAAGGCAUUUUGACACUGGAAAAUGAAGCAGGCCACUCUAUACAGUUAACACCAAGUUUUAUUCAGGGUAACUUACUGAUGGGAUUGGGCAGGUGACAGUCUAGGUAUCGCAUGGCUAUUCUCUGCAAAGCCUGGACUUUAGCCCACAGAUUUUAUAGAGCGAGGGUUUGUGCAGAAGGCAUCGUGAUGAGGUCAAAGUGUCUGACACUUAACAGACCUCGUGUUGCCACCUGUGUGCCAGAAAGUGGGGGAAGAAACUGUGUUAUCUCUACUAGUUACAUAAACAAUUUUAGGGAAGACCAGAACCAGCCUUGUCACAUUCCAGUCCAGGCAUAGAUUAACCUCUAAGGGGCCUGGGAACAUGCAGCCUUCAGGGAGGUCAUCACGCAGACAGGAACAAGAUAGGGGCCAAAGAUGGAGUCAGUAUUGUCAGCACUCCUAAAAGCACUUUUUUCAUUUCCUGUUAAGUCUUUUCAGAAAUAGUCUCUGUAUAUACAGUGAUUAGUGUCUCUUUGUUUUUACACAAUGUUUACAUAUAACACUAUUGAUAGCUUUAUUGAGAUAGGUGUAAUUAACAUACAACUGAUAUGCACAUGUUGAAUGUGUACAAUUUUUUUAGUGUGUUUAUUUUUGAGAGAGUGUGUGUAUGCACGCAUGCACGUAUGAGCAGGUGAGGGGCAGAGAGAGAGGGAGACAGAGGAUCUGAAGAGGGCUCUGUGCUGACAGCAGAGAGCCUGAUGCAUGACUCAAACUCACAAACUGUGAGAUCAUGACCUGAGCUGAAGUCGGACGUUUAACCGACUGAGCCACCCAGGAGCCCCUGAAAGGGUACAAUUUGAUAAGUUUUAACGUAUACACCCAUGAAACCAUCCCUAAAUCAAGAGAGUAUAUCCAUCACCUCUGAAAUUUUCUCCUAUUUCUUUGUGGUCCGUCUCUCCAGUGAUCCCUUAUUCCCAAGCUACCAUGGAAUUUCUUCCAUGUAUUUUGACAUGUUAUAUUUUUAUUUCCAUUAAUUUCAAAAUACUUUCCAAUUUCCCUUUUGAUUUCUUCUUUGACCCAUGGGUUAUUUAGAAUAAGGUUCAUUUACAGGGUGCCUGGGUGGCUCGGUUGGUUAAGUGUCUGACUGGCUCAGGUCAUGAUCUCACAGUUCAUGGGUUUGAGCCCCAUGUUGGGCUCUGCGGUGACAGCUCAGAGCCUGGAGCCCGCUUCAGUUUCUGUGUCUUCCUCUCUCUCUGCCCUCCCCCGCUCAUGCUCUGUCUCUCUCUCUCUGUCAAAAAUAAAUAAACGUUAAAAAAAAAAAAAAGAAUAAGUUUCAUUUCCACAUAUUUGUGGGUUUUCCUGAGAUCUUUAUGUUGCUGAUAUGUAAUUUAAUUCCAUUGUGGUCAGAGAAUAUACUUUGUCUUUAAUCAUUUGAAUUUAUUGAGAUUUAUUUAAUAGCUCAGAAGAUGAUCUGUCUUGGUAAAUGUUCACUGUACACUGGAGAAGAAUAUUCUAUUGUUGGGUGUAGAGUUCUAUAAAUGUCAGUCAGUUUAGGUUGUUAUUCAAGUCUAUAAUAUCCUUGCUUGCUUCUAUCCAGUUCUUCUAUCAACUGUGGCUAAGAAGGUAUUGACAUUUUUGAAAAUAAUUAUGUAUUUCUCUCUUUUCCCCUUGUAAUUCUGUCAUUUUUUGCCUCAUAUAUUUUGAAGCUCUAUCAAUAGGUGAAUAAACAUCAAGGAUUUUUAUGUUCCUUUGAUUAAUUGACUCCUUUAUCAUUAUGAAAUGAUCUUCUUUAUCCUUGGUAAUUUUUUUUUUUUUUUUUAAGAUUUUAAUCUUACCUAAUCUCUACAUGAAGUGUGGGGCUCAAACUCACAAUCCCAAGGUCAGGAGCUGCACGCUGCCCUGACUGAGCCAGCUAGACACCCCUCCCUGGUAAUAUUUUUUGCUUUAAAAUCUACAUUGUCUAAUAUUACCAUAACCACUUUGGCUGAUUUCCUCCCUUUAUCCCUUUUUUUAUUGAGAUGUAAUUCACAUCCCAUUAAUUUCACCAUUUUAAAGUAUACGGUUCAUUAGUUUUUAGUAUAUUCAUAAUUGUGACCAUUUUUCAUACUUUACUUAUUACUGAUGACCUUGACAGUUUUGAGGAGAACUGGUCAGAUGCUUUAUAGAGUGCCCCUCAGUUGGUUUGUCACAUGCUUUUCUCAUGAUUAGACUGCAGUUACAUGUUUGGGGGAGGAAGAUUACAGAGAUAAAGUACCGUUCUCGUCACAUCAUAAGUGUACAUACUGUUAAUAUGACUUAACACUGUUCAUGUUAACCUUGAUCACCUGGCUUGAGGUAGUGUUUGUCAGGUUUCUUCAUUGCAAAAUUGCUGUCCUCCCUUUCUGCACUGUGCUCUUGGGACAAAUGUCACUGUGCAGCUGAAACUUAACUAGUGGGAAGCUCUGCUCCACCUCCAUGAGGGUGAAAUAGCUAUGUAAACCAGUUAGGGAUUUUCUGCAGAGGAAAUUGUGUGUUCUCCCCCCAUUUAUUUACUAAAUUUAUUUUUAUCGGUAUAGACUGCUGGAUAUUCAUUUUGUACUUUGGGUUAUAAUCCAGUACCACUUUAUUUUGUUGGUCCCAUUGUUUCAGCUUUGGCAGCUCUUCCAGUUGCCCCUGUAACCCUUUGACAUACUCCCAUCAUUGUGGUUUUCUUGAGCACUUUCUUACUUUCAUUAAUUAAUAAGAUGCUCCGGAGUCAUCUUUUAUAUUUUCUUUCUAGUCUCUAGAAAUUAGCUAUUUCUCCAAGGGGUCCUGAUUACUUUUAUAGAGAAUGGUAUUAGAAACCAACAUCUGGGUGGUUAGUUGCUAUUGUGGCUGGGAAGGUUUUUGUUUUGUAUGACCUCCCAGCUCUUCUAGAGCUGAGCCUGCUGAUUUUUAUAGUUCUAGGUCUUAAACUCCUCUGAUGGUAAGAACUCGUCAAAUUCAGCCCCUCUGGUUUUCAUAGCCAAAUAUUAUUGGGAUUUGUCUUCCCAGUGUCCCUGUGUGGAUUCCCCAUGCCUGGGAUGCCUGGUGUGAGGGUCUGUUUCUCUCCCCUCUCAGCACCCACACCUUCGUCAUCCCUCCCUCCCAUGGACAGUCCUGCAGGUCCAUUUAUCUCUCCACCAUUUCUCUUCCCUUCCUACCCUCCUCAUUGUGGCCUCUUCUCUGCAUUUAGUUGUGGAGAGUCAUUCUUCCAAGUCUUUGGGUCAUUUUCUGGGUUAUUUACACUGAUGUGGGUGUUACCUAGUUGUAUCUGUGGGAUGAGGUAAGCUUAGGGUUCUCCCACUCUGCCAUCUUCCCUGGAAGUCUCUGUUUUGUUUAGUUUCUGUUUAGAAGUCUCUGUUCUAUUUUAUUUUUUUUAACGUUUAUUUUCAGAGAGAGAGAGAGACAGAGCACGCGCGUGAGCGCAGCACACAGAUGCCCUAGUGGGUGAGGGGCAGAGAGAGUGGGAGAGAGGGAGAAUCCCAGACAGGCUCUGUGCUUUCUGCACAGAGCUCACGAGAUUGUGCCCUGAGCUGAAAUCAAGAGUCCAGCACCCCACCACCUGAGCCACCUAGGCAUCUCUAGAAGUCUUUGUUUCAGAUGGAGUUGUGGCAUUUAGUACAUUCACAGUUUUGUGCAACCUCUGUCUAGUUCCAAAAUAUUUCCAUCACUCCAAAAUAAAACCCCAUAUCUGUUAGGCAGGUAUGCUCCUUAGCCACUCCCUGCCUUCCUGGUAACUACCAUUUUGCAUUCUGUUUCUGUGGAUUUACCUACUUUAAAUAUUUCACAUAUACUGAAUUGUACAAUAUAUGAUGUUUUGUGCCUGGCUUUGUUCACUGAACAUAAUCUUUUCAAGGUUGAUCCACAUUGUAGCAUGUAUGAAUACUUCAUUCCUUUUUAUGACUGAAGCAUAUUCCUUUGUGUGUGCAUGCAUCUGCGUGUGAGUGUGUGUAUGUGUAUACAUACCACAUUUGUUUAUCCAUUCAUCUAUAGAUGAACAUUUGAACAUCUAAAAUGUUGAGGGGCGCCUGGGUGGCUAAGUCGGUUAAGCGUCCGACUUCGGCUCAGGUCAUGAUCUCACGGCUCGUGAGUUCGAGCCCUGCGUCGGGCUCUGUGCUGACAGCUCAGAGCCUGGAGCCUGUUUCAGAUUCUGUGUCUCCCUCUCUCUCUCUGCCCCUCCCCUGUUCAUGCUCUGUCUC
Acinonyx jubatus (cheetah) is the source of this 12617-nucleotide messenger RNA. It is a transcript of the gene CDK5RAP1, whose product is annotated as CDK5 regulatory subunit associated protein 1. Gene Ontology annotation, cellular component: mitochondrion; cytosol. Bases 189 to 1940 code for a protein of 583 amino acids. The record is from RefSeq and is a predicted model, not a curated record. Gene Ontology annotation, biological process: negative regulation of cyclin-dependent protein serine/threonine kinase activity; tRNA modification. The transcript is spliced from 14 exons. Gene Ontology annotation, molecular function: tRNA-2-methylthio-N(6)-dimethylallyladenosine(37) synthase activity; 4 iron, 4 sulfur cluster binding. Lineage: Eukaryota; Metazoa; Chordata; Mammalia; Carnivora; Felidae.